Orbilia oligospora ATCC 24927 is the source of this 1635-nucleotide messenger RNA. RefSeq lists its product as uncharacterized. Lineage: Eukaryota; Fungi; Ascomycota; Orbiliomycetes; Orbiliales; Orbiliaceae. Gene Ontology annotation, cellular component: endoplasmic reticulum membrane. Gene Ontology annotation, molecular function: Delta24(24-1) sterol reductase activity. The transcript has 6 exons. Bases 1 to 1635 code for a protein of 544 amino acids. Gene Ontology annotation, biological process: ergosterol biosynthetic process. The record is from RefSeq and is a predicted model, not a curated record.
AUGACUUCAAGAAUUACUCGCUCGCAGACUGGUAAUACACCACGAAGGGUUGAAAAACCAGGUUUCGUGCCAACCCCUGGUCGCAAACGUUCAAUGUCGCCUGUCAAGAGAAUCAAGAAGAUUUAUGAUAGCGAUGAGUCCUAUGAGAAGCCGGCUGCUCCAAACAAUGGCCACUGGCAUCACAAUGAGGCUAUCGAAGAUGAAAUCAGCGACAUCCCACCAGGAAUCAACGAUCGUAUCACACCGAUUCCUUCAACUAGCUUUGAUAUGAAGGCAGCUGGCAGUGUCGAGGCGAUCCACCCACACAGUGAUGAUGACACCGACCAUGUCGACUUCGGUGGCGCUCCAGGUGUCACGGCUAUGAUGAUUGGAUUUCCUCUUCUCAUGUGGUAUAUGUGGGUUGGUCAGGAAUACUAUGACGGGAAAUUUCCAACUCCGGAGAAGGGACAGUCUUUCAUUGAUUUUGGAAAACACUUGUUCGAGCUUGUUAAAGAGGGUGCGUAUCCAAGUGCCAAAGCCUUCGCCAUCUACUGGGUCUUUUUGAUCGCCCAAGGCAUCCUCUACGUCACCUUGCCAGGCGUUUAUUCCCAAGGCAAUGCUGUCCCAUCUCUUGGAGGUAACCGAUUGACAUACUUUUGCAACGCCUAUCUUACCUUCUGGUUCACCUGUGGAACUUUUGCCCUUCUUCACUACUUCGAUAUCUUCCCUCUACAGACUUUUAUUGAGGAGAUCGGGCCUAUCACAUCUGUCGCCAUUAUCUCUGGCUUCCUCGUUUCUAUUGGGGCUUACGUUUCAGCCCAUGCCAGAGGCGUCCAGCAUCGCAUGACGGGGUCGUUCCUCUACGAUUUCUUCAUGGGCGCUGAGCUAAACCCAAGACUUGGAAUCAUUGAUAUGAAAAUGUUCUUUGAGGUUCGCUUGCCAUGGUUCUUCUUGUUCCUUACUACCGCUAGCACAGCCGUCAAACAGCACCAAGAAUACGGCUAUGUUAGCCCUCAAGUUUGGUUCAUCCUUCUCGCCCACUUUUUGUAUACUAAUGCAUGCGCCAAGGGCGAGGAGUGUAUCGUUACCACCUGGGAUAUGUUCUAUGAAAAGUGGGGUUUCAUGUUGAUUUUCUGGAAUAUGGCCGGUGUCCCCUUCACCUACCAUCAUUGCACCCUUUGGUUGGCCAAGCACGACCCUGCCCAGUACAGCUGGUCGACUGGCUUCCAAGCCUCCCUUUUCGUCACACUAGUUUGCGCCUAUUUUAUUUGGGAUACCUGCAACAGUCAGAAGAACAACUUCCGUAGGCAGCAAGCCGGAACCUUUGUUGACUACAAGCGCUUUCCUGCUCUUCCGUGGAGAUACAUUCAAAAUCCAACUUUCAUCAAGUGCAAGAAUGGGGGCACUCUUUUAACUAGCGGAUGGUACCGAUGGGCUCGCAAGAUUCACUACACUGUUGACAUCAUCAUGGCUCUUACCUGGGGGUUUAACACUGGCUUCUCGUCGCCUUUCCCCUAUUUUUUCCCGGUUUUCUUCGUCUGUGUCAACAUCCAUAGAGCUACUCGCGAUAUCCAAAGAUGCAAAGCUAAAUACGGAGAUGACUGGGUUGAAUAUAGUAGGCAAUGCCCCUAUCUCUUCAUCCCUUAUGUUUGGUAA